GGUUAUAGUAAGUAUAGUGCAUUUAUAAUUGGUAAAUUCUGUUCCGUUGCUUAGCUCUGCAUAGGAAAUAAAGUAGCAGUGGAAAUGGCUUCUCAAUCAGAAGAGUGAGAGACAAGACAUGCAGAGGAUUGAAGUUCAAGGAAAGAGCAAAAGGAAACUGUAAGAGGGAGCUAGUUACAAUGCCGAUGAACUGAUGUCUCAGCAAGCAAUUGAGAUAUUGGAUUACCAAGCGAAAAGCCUAAAACGAGAGUGGGAAAUUUAGGCUGCAACAGAAGGUAGCGCUCUGGCUUUGAAGAAAAGGAGGAAGAGGGUAAGACGGGGAAUGCAGGGGAUUUAUGCCGAGGAAAACAGAGCACUUUUACUUUUACUAAAUUGCUCAUAGCAAAGUCGAUGAAUCAUCGGAUGAGGGCUGGUUUGCGCGGCGCAGGGCGAUGAGAAGGCGCGUUUGUGCAAUCAGCUUGUCGUGCGUGGUACUUGUUGUUGUCGUUGUUUCUGCUGUGGUGGGAACUCAUUUGAGUAAGAGUGGGAAGAGUGAUGGUAAUGAUGGAAACAGAGAUCAGCCACAGGGCGUGGCUUCGAUUAAGGCCGCGUGUGGCCUGACAUUGUAUCCAGAUUCUUGUUAUCGUAGUCUGGCACCGUUGCUGAAUUCAAGCCGCGGGGAGAUAGUGCAGCCUGAAGUGCUUUUUAAGGCGUCGUUGGCAGUGGCUAUUGGGGAAAUUACGAAAGCAGCAAAGUACUUUGGGGAGAAUGGUGGACUGAAAGGAGUUUUUGGUGGUAAUCAGAGUGAAGUUGCUGCAGCAGUGGAGAAUUGUCGCGAGCUUCUGGAUCUAGCGACAGAUCAUCUGAAUCUGUCUGUUCUGAGUGACAAAUUAACGUCGUCAGAUGCAGUUGAGGAUAUUUUAACAUGGUUAAGCGCGGCUGGGACUUAUCAAGAGACUUGCAUAGAUGGCUUUGCCAAUACAAGUUUAAGGCUUAAUGUGUUGCAAUACCUUAAAGACUCGAAUGAGUUCACAAGCAACAGUCUGGCAAUCAUCAAGCAAGUAUCAAAUGCUGCGAAGUCACUGAACUUACGAAGAAAAUUGUUGACAGCUACAGAUGGUACGGACAUGCCACAUUGGUUAUCCUUCAAAGACAGGAAACUACUUCAGAGUAGCAAAAGCUACCCCAUUAAAUACGACGUUGUGGUGGCCAAAGACGGAACAGGGCAAUAUAAGACAAUUGGAGCUGCUCUCAAGGCGGUUCCUGACAAAAGCAAAAAGAGGUUUACAAUCUUUGUGAAAAAGGGGGUGUAUUAUGAAAAUGUCAGGGUUGAGAAGGCGAAAUGGAACGUUAUGAUGAUUGGCGAUGGAAUGGACAAAACUGUUGUUUCUGGCAGUUUGAAUGUUGUCGAUGGAACUCCAACAUUUUCUACAGCAACAUUUGCUGCAUUUGGACAAGGCUUCGUUGCUCGUGACAUGGGUUUUCGCAACACAGCUGGUCCAAUCAAGCAUCAAGCUGUGGCACUGAUGUCAAAUUCUGAUCGUUCAGUGUUCUAUCGCUGUCGGUUUGAUGCAUUUCAAGACACUCUUUAUGCUCACGCCAAUCGCCAAUUCUAUCGUGAGUGUGACAUCUAUGGUACAGUAGAUUUCAUUUUCGGAAACUCUGCUGUUAUAUUUCAAAACUGCAGCAUUUUACCAAGGAUGCCAAUGAAUGGACAACAGAACACAAUUACUGCUCAAGGGAAAAUCGAUCCGAAUCAAAACACUGGAAUUUCCAUCCAAAAUUGUAAGAUUUAUCCAUUAGGGAACUUGGGUUCAGUACGAACUUUCCUAGGCCGGCCUUGGAAAAAUUACUCGACGACAAUAGUAAUGAACACGAUGAUCGAGAGCUUGAUUGAUCCCAAGGGAUGGUUACCAUGGACCGGAACAAGUGCACCUGACACCAUAUUUUACGCAGAGUAUCAGAAUUAUGGACCAGGAUCUUCAACAAAAUACAGAGUUAAAUGGAAGGGACUGAGGAGCAUCACAUGGUCACAAGCUAGCAAAUUUACUGUUGACUCAUUUAUAUAUGGAUCACAGUGGAUUAAAGAUGCAGGUGUUGCUUAUAAACCGGGCCUCUAGGGGAAUGCUAGAGCUUUGGAUUGUGGAUUGUUUUGUAAUACUUGUAAUUUUUGUUAUUCUAAAUUAUAUGAUUUUUAUUAACAUUAUAUGGAACUUCCUAUUUUUUUUUUU
Messenger RNA from Daucus carota subsp. sativus, 2210 nucleotides. RefSeq names its product putative pectinesterase/pectinesterase inhibitor 24. Gene Ontology annotation, biological process: cell wall modification. Gene Ontology annotation, molecular function: pectinesterase inhibitor activity; pectinesterase activity. The record is from RefSeq and is a predicted model, not a curated record. The transcript has 3 exons. The coding region runs from base 432 to 2099 and encodes 555 amino acids. Lineage: Eukaryota; Viridiplantae; Streptophyta; Magnoliopsida; Apiales; Apiaceae.